CCAGCAAAGAACAGUCCGUCGUCGCGCAGCCUCCGGGGAGCAUGGAGAUCGAGGUCGCGCAUGGAGACGAAGGCCGAGAAGAGCAUGACGAUGGGCUCUUCCUGGACGCGCUAUCCCACGAUGAAGGCGCGCUGUCACCGACGGCGCAGCUCCGCGAGCUCGACCUGCACGAAGAUCACUUUGUCGAGCAGCAUCGAUCGCCAGUGACAGACCUCUCGUUCUCGAUGAUGCUCGAGACAAAGAGCAAGAGUCGAAGCCUCUCGAAGAAGCGUUUGGGCUACCCGCGGUCCGGGCCCUACAUGCUCUCGACGCUCAAGGAAGAGACCGACUCUCCCGAGCCGCGGUCGGCGAAGCGCAACCCGUUCCAGUACAACUCGGACGAGAACGACGCAGACGAGCUCGCUUGGGAGCUCAAGGAGCAGCUCGCCCAGGAGCGUGAAGACGACAACGCGUGGUCCCACAGCGACGUGCAGGGCGAAGACGUCUACCGUUUCGUGCAGCCGCGCCGCCUCUCGUCCUGGGUCCAAGACGACGCGGUGUACGCGUGCUUCAAGUGCCACACGGAGUUUACGCUCCUCAUCCGAAAGCACCACUGCCGCGCGUGCGGGCGCAUCUUUUGCAACGUGUGCUCCAACCAGCGCCUCGUCAUCCCCAUCGACUACGAGUCGACGCCCGUGUCGUACGCCAUGCACGGCCAGGCGCAGUACGCGUCCUACUCGAGCGCGAUUGCGUCCAAUGCCACCGAAGUCAUCGGGUCGCUCGGGUACUAUGUCUGGUCGUACAACUCGGCGACGCCCGCGCUCUCGGCGUCGGCGGACGACUUUACCGAGUUCCACGGCAGCUGCUCGAGCUCCUCGACGUCGUUUCUCGACGAGAUGCAGCACUCGGCCGAGCUCGAGCGCGACCGCUUUCUGCGCAGCAUGACGAGCCUCGAGCAGCGCGGCGUCGUGGCCAAGUUUACGCCGUCGGCAGUCUCAUUGCACAAGCUCAAGAUGCUUCAGCAGGCGCCAAAAGGAAGCGUGCUGCAGCGUGUUUGUGACGACUGCGCGUCGGCUCUGCAGCAGCGCCGACAGCACUACAACACGGUUCGGGUGUUUGAGCUUUGCGGAUGGGACAUCCAGACUCUGCGUGUGCUGGGGCAGGUCUGCCGCAAGUGGCACCGCGCGUCCAUCAUGUGUCUCUCGACGUUCCGGCAGAUCCAGUACUACCUUCCGUCGCACCCGCUCAGUCCGCGCGAGAAGGACCUUCUCAUCCGCAACCGCCGCUUCCUCGCAGGUCAUUCCAAAUGGCUACUGCAGCUCGUCAAGGCCGUUGAUGUCUCCAAGGAACACUCGACCGACCCGAUCGUCGACGAUAUCUUGGCACUCAUGCAAGCGCCGCGCACGCACAACUGCAUGCUCACCAUGUGCUCGCGGCUCUGCCGGCACGAGCUCGAGAGCGUCGACGCGCUUGAGAUUCUCUCCAACGCCAACGUCCAGCACAUUGGCUUGCGCGACCUCUGCGUGCGCGCGCUGCAGCGAAAGGCAUCGCCGGACGACUGGAUGAGCUUCCUCCCCAUUGUGCUACACUCGCUCAGCGUCGAGACGUGCGCUAGCAGCCUCGGCAAUGCGAUCGUCUCGCAAGCGCUCGUGAACCCGCGCUUCUGCAGCGACCUCUACUGGGGCCUCUCGGUGCUUGCCGAAGACCGCCGCUGCCGACGCAAAUUUGACGGCUUCCGACAGCGCCUCCUCCUCCGCCUCGUGGCGGCCAACGGUGACAUGGCGUCCCAGCUGCUUUACGGCCAAGAGUUUGUCGACAUCUUGUGGCAGCUGCCGCACCGCGCCGAGCAGAGCGUCGUCGUGAGUCGGCUCGAGCACGAAGUGUCCAAGUCGGGUCUUUUUGCCGCGACGCCGCUCCGACUACCGGUCGAGCCGAUGCUCACGAUCUCGGGCAUCCAGUACGCGUCGCUCAAGGUCAUGCGCAGCGCAGAGGCCCCGGUCAUCGUCACGUGCACGGGCGUCGAGAACGCUGACGCAUCGCCGUCAACGCACGCACUGCGACAAACGUACCGGCUCAUGUACAAGCGUGACGAUCUGCGCAAGGACGCAGCCGUGCAAAACAUCAUCCGCGUCAUGUACACGAUCCUCAAGCAGGAGACGCAAAUGUUCAACUCGGCGCUCGUCACGUACCGUGUGAUCCCGACGUCGAGCUACGACGGACUCAUCGAGAUCGUCGAGAACGCCCAUACGCUCUACGCCAUCAUUCGCGAGCACGGCAACAUCAUGCAUUUUUUACACCACUACAACGGCCACCGCACGCUCAGUGACAUUUCGACGUCGUUUCGCGAGUCGUUGGCGGCCUACACCGUCAUUACGUUUCUCCUCGGCGUCGGGGACCGGCAUGCAGAGAACGUCAUGCUCACGAACGACGGCAACCUCUUCCACAUCGACUAUGGCUUUAUCUUGGGGAAGGACCCAAAGCCGCUCCAGCCACCCAUGCGCCUCGAUAAGAACAUGCUCGAUGCGCUCGGCGGACCGCUUCAGGUCGAAGCUUUCAAGAACUCGUGCGUCGUCGCCUUCAACUGCCUACGGCGCCACGUGAGCUUGUUCUUGCUCAUGCUGCGGCUCGUGGUCGAUGCCAUUCCGGAGAUUACGGAUUUUGGCGUCAACUACACGCAGGCCGACCUCGACGCGUUUGUCAUCGAGCGCUUCUUGCCCGGGCAGUCGGACGAAGAGGCGGCGACCGCGCUCAAGCUGCGCAUGGAAGGCAAGUUCAACGAGAAGAUUGGCUUGACGCUGAGCGACUUUGUCCACGCCCAUGCGAGCGAAAAGACGGUCACAAAGGGCAUGAGCUCCGUCAAGGUCGGCGUCGAAAGCGUCGGUGGCGCCGUGCACUCGGUCGCCAACUCGCUCACAAGCAGCGCCAGCUCGCUCCUCAAGUACGUCUGGGGCAGCAAUAUCGGGUCCUGAGGCGUCUGUGAUUGUUUAAAACACAUUUAACUAUCGACUCUUCCUUGUCCA
Saprolegnia diclina VS20 is the source of this 2999-nucleotide messenger RNA. RefSeq lists its product as hypothetical. Gene Ontology annotation, biological process: autophagosome assembly; endocytosis; phosphatidylinositol-mediated signaling. The record is from RefSeq and is a predicted model, not a curated record. Gene Ontology annotation, cellular component: peroxisome; phosphatidylinositol 3-kinase complex, class III, type I; cytoplasm. Gene Ontology annotation, molecular function: metal ion binding; 1-phosphatidylinositol-3-kinase activity. The transcript is spliced from 4 exons. Bases 42 to 2948 code for a protein of 968 amino acids. Lineage: Eukaryota; Oomycota; Saprolegniomycetes; Saprolegniales; Saprolegniaceae.